CCGGCGUGCGGGCGUGCGGGCUUGCGGGCGUGCGGGAGCCGGGCACCGCGGAUCGGGCACUCAGCGGGAAGCGCGGCAUGGAGCACCGGGCCGCCGGCGCCUGCUUCGCCCUGCUGUGGGGCUGCGCGUUGGCCGUGGCCGUGGCGGCGCAGGGCAAGGAAGUUGUCUUAUUGGAUUUUGCUGCAGCGAAGGGAGAGCUCGGCUGGCUCACGCACCCCUAUGGCAAAGGGUGGGACUUGAUGCAGAAUAUUAUGAACGACGUGCCCAUCUACAUGUACUCGGUGUGCAACGUGGUGGCUGGCGACCAGGACAACUGGCUGCGCACCAACUGGGUGUACCGCGAGGAGGCCGAGCGCAUCUUCAUCGAGCUCAAGUUCACCGUGCGCGACUGCAACAGCUUCCCGGGCGGUGCCAGCUCCUGCAAGGAGACCUUCAACCUCUACUACGCCGAGUCAGACUUGGACUACGGCACCAACUUCCAGAAGCGCCAGUUCACCAAGAUCGACACCAUCGCGCCCGACGAGAUCACGGUCAGCAGCGACUUCGAGGCGCGCCACGUGAAGCUGAACGUGGAGGAGCGCUCCGUGGGGCCCCUCAGCCGCAAGGGCUUCUACCUGGCCUUCCAGGACCUGGGCGCCUGCGUGGCGCUGCUCUCCGUCCGCGUCUACUACAAGAAAUGCCCCGAGCUGCUGAAGAGCCUGGCCCGCUUCCCCGAGACCAUCGCGGGCUCCGACGCCCCCUCGCUGGCCACCGUGGCUGGCACCUGCGUGGACCACGCCGUGGUGCCCCCUGGGGGCGAGGAGCCCCGCAUGCACUGUGCGGCGGAUGGCGAAUGGCUGGUACCCAUCGGGCAGUGCCUGUGCGAGGCAGGCUACGAGAAGGUGGAGGACGCCUGCCAGGCCUGUUCUCCGGGAUUCUUCAAGUCGGAGGCCUCCGAAAGCUCCUGCCUGGAGUGCCCGGCGCACACGCUGCCGUCCCCAGAGGGUGCCACCUCCUGCGACUGCGAAGAGGGCUACUUCCGGGCACCGGAGGACCCGCUGUCCAUGCCCUGCACCCGCCCGCCCUCGGCGCCGCAUUACCUCACAGCCGUGGGCAUGGGCGCCAAGGUGGAGCUGCGCUGGACACCCCCCCAGGACAGCGGCGGCCGCGAGGACAUCGUGUACCGGGUCACCUGCGAGCAGUGCUGGCCGGAGUCUGGGGACUGUGGGCCCUGCGAGGCCAGCGUGCGCUACUCGGAGCCCCCGCACGCCCUGACCCGCACCAGCGUGACGGUCAGCGACCUGGAGCCUCACAUGAACUACACCUUCGCCGUCGAGGCCCGCAAUGGCGUCUCGGGCCUGGUGACGAGCCGCAGCUUCCGCACGGCCAGCGUGAGCAUCAACCAGACAGAGCCCCCCAAAGUAAGGCUGGAGGGCCGCAGUACCACCUCGCUGAGUGUCACCUGGACAAUCCCUGCACCCCAGCAGAGCCGGGUGUGGAAGUACGAGGUGACCUACCGCAAGAAGGGAGACGCCAACAGCUACAACGUGCGGCGCACCGAGGGCUUCUCCGUGACCCUGGAGGACCUGGCUCCCGACACCGUCUACCUGGUGCAGGUGCAGGCGCUGACGCAGGAGGGCCAGGGGGCCGGCAGCAAGGUGCACGAGUUCCAGACGCUGUCCAUGGAAGGAUCUGCCAACAUGGCGCUGAUCGGUGGUUUGGCUGUUGGCAUCGUCUUGCUUCUGGUGCUGGCAGGAGUCGGCUUUUUCAUCCACCGCAGGAGGAGGAAGCUGCGAGCUCGUCAGUCCUCAGAGGAUGUCUACUUCUCCAAGUCAGAGCAACUGAAGCCCCUGAAGACCUAUGUGGACCCCCACACCUAUGAAGACCCCAACCAGGCUGUGCUCAAGUUCACCACCGAGAUCCACCCGUCCUGUGUCACCCGGCAGAAGGUGAUCGGAGCAGGAGAGUUUGGGGAGGUGUACAAGGGGACACUGAAGUCGUCCUCGGGGAAGAAGGAGGUGCCCGUGGCCAUCAAGACACUGAAAGCGGGCUACACAGAGAAACAACGGAUAGACUUCCUGAGCGAAGCCAGCAUCAUGGGCCAGUUUAGCCACCACAACAUCAUCCGCCUGGAGGGCGUGAUCUCUAAAUACAAACCCAUGAUGAUCAUCACGGAAUACAUGGAGAACGGGGCUCUGGACAAGUUCCUCCGGGAGAAGGAUGGCGACUUCAGCGUGCUGCAGCUGGUGGGCAUGCUGCGGGGUAUCGCGGCGGGCAUGAAGUACCUGGCCAACAUGAACUACGUGCACCGCGACCUGGCCGCACGCAACAUCCUGGUCAACAGCAACCUGGUGUGCAAGGUGUCCGACUUCGGGCUGUCUCGAGUGCUGGAGGACGACCCCGAGGCCACCUACACCACCAGUGGUGGCAAGAUCCCCAUCCGCUGGACGGCCCCGGAGGCCAUUUCCUACCGCAAGUUCACGUCGGCCAGUGACGUGUGGAGUUUCGGCAUCGUCAUGUGGGAGGUGAUGACGUAUGGUGAGCGGCCCUACUGGGAGCUGUCGAACCAUGAGGUGAUGAAGGCCAUCAACGAUGGCUUCCGGCUCCCCACACCCAUGGACUGUCCCUCGGCCAUCUACCAGCUCAUGAUGCAGUGCUGGCAGCAGGAACGUGCCCGACGCCCCAAAUUUGCCGACAUCGUCAGCAUCCUUGACAAGCUUAUCCGAGCCCCUGACUCCCUCAAGACUCUGGCUGACUUUGACCCCCGGGUGUCCAUCCGGCUGCCCAGUACCAGCGGCUCCGAGGGGGUGCCCUUCCGUACUGUGUCCGAGUGGCUGGAAUCCAUUAAGAUGCAGCAGUACACAGAGCAUUUCAUGAGCGCCGGCUACACAGCCAUCGAGAAGGUGGUGCAGAUGACCAACGACGACAUCAAGAGAAUUGGGGUCCGGCUGCCUGGCCAUCAGAAGCGCAUCGCCUACAGCCUGCUGGGACUUAAGGACCAAGUGAACACCGUGGGGAUCCCCAUCUGAACCCCGACAGGGCCUCAUGCCCCCGCCCCACCCGCUCUGGGCCAAGAAUACUUGAAGAAACAAGAGGCCUCCUUACCAGCUCUGAGUCGGGCUGUGGAGACCUUAUUUAUUCCCCCAACCAUUCCUUCCUGACGCCAUCCGCAGGCCCGUGCUGGGGGGCCUUGGACGACGCCCUGAAAUGAACUGAGGAGAUGCUUUGGGGACGCUAGGCCAGAGACCCAGCUAAGCACUUAGCAGACGCGCAGGUCGCCUUCCCAGCGUGCCUUGCUGCACGGACCUCUCCCAAAUGGCCUCCCCUCUGCCUCCGGCCGCAGGAAGCCACUUAGGAGCUGGGGGUCAGCCCAAGGUCCUGUGAAUAGGGUACCUCGAACCCCCACGUCUUGCUCUCAGAGGGCAGAUCAUGAAACUUGGUUGGGUGAGACUCGCAGUGGUGCUGUGCCUCCAACCCCCCCCCCGCCCCCCCACGAGUGCCUUCUUCAGACGCCCCCCCCCGCCCCGCCCCAGUCCUCGGCUCUAACGGGCUGAUGUCUUGCUCUCCUGGGCCCUCUUAGGACGCUUGGUUGUGUUGAGGUUUUUU
This is a messenger RNA of Perognathus longimembris pacificus (Pacific pocket mouse), 3585 nucleotides long. RefSeq names its product EPH receptor A2 (gene Epha2). The record is from RefSeq and is a predicted model, not a curated record. Gene Ontology annotation, molecular function: ATP binding; protein binding; transmembrane-ephrin receptor activity. Gene Ontology annotation, cellular component: plasma membrane; neuron projection. Gene Ontology annotation, biological process: cell surface receptor protein tyrosine kinase signaling pathway; protein phosphorylation; axon guidance. NCBI's taxonomy places the organism in Eukaryota, Metazoa, Chordata, Mammalia, Rodentia, Heteromyidae.